Caenorhabditis elegans is the source of this 694-nucleotide messenger RNA. RefSeq names its product Protein sleepless (gene K11H12.7). The record is from RefSeq and is marked reviewed. Bases 1 to 384 code for a protein of 127 amino acids. Gene Ontology annotation, biological process: regulation of synaptic transmission, cholinergic; sleep. Lineage: Eukaryota; Metazoa; Nematoda; Chromadorea; Rhabditida; Rhabditidae. The transcript has 4 exons.
AUGCGGUUCCUUAUAGUGUUUGCCUCAUUAUUUGCCGUCUCUGCCGCUCUCAACUGCUACAUUUGCAACAGUUUGAACCAGCCAGAGUGUGUCCAUAACUAUGAAAAAUUUAAUAAGAUAUGCCCAGUCAAAUCGUUCGGUGGAAUGAAGUCGGUGAAGCCACUUGGAUGCCGUGUGUCCCGUCAGUAUGUCAAAGAAGAGACCUCAAUUGUCCGAGAAUGCGCCUACACCGGAGAAGAUAUUGAGAGAAAGUCAAACAAGGGAUCCCUCGGAGUAUCACGUGUCUACUCCCAAUGCUCUGAGAACCUUUGCAACUCUGCCGAAUCUUCCACCCACUUCCUCACCGCCGCCGUCUUCAUCGCCAUCUUCAAACUUUUUGCCUAAUUCCUAAAACCUGCUUGUUUUUUCUUCCUCUUUGUACCAGUACACUUUCAUAGAAUUUUCAAUUGUAUUUUUUCUGGAUCUUUCGACCGCAUAAAACGCACAGAACUGUUAGCUGCCGCUUUUAGUCAUGAACAUUUCACUUUUUCUUCUCUUUUCCAACAAUUUUCUUGUCCCACGAAAUCCGCCCAAUGCUCAUUAGUUAAUCGAAAUUCUAUAUGUUUUAUUCUUUUUUGCAUACGUUUUGGUAUGUACUACUUAAAAGUUUCACAUUUUUCAAUACUGCCGUUUAUUGAUAAAAUUUGGUUUUUUU